Messenger RNA from Dentiscutata heterogama, 198 nucleotides. The record is from the annotation of a GenBank genome assembly. Lineage: Eukaryota; Fungi; Glomeromycota; Glomeromycetes; Diversisporales; Gigasporaceae.
AUGAAAAUACUAUUUUACAAACUUGAAAUUUCAGAAACAGCAGUCUUUCUAGUAAAAGUAGUUAAUGUUUUUGAUAAAGCUGAUGUAGAUGAUAUUGAUGUGAAUAAUGAGGCUGAAGUUGAUACUGAUGUAGCUAUGGAUGAUGCUAAUAUGGAUGAUGAUGUUGAAGCUAAUGUGGUGAUAUUCUACAUUCUUUAG